This is a messenger RNA of Phoenix dactylifera (date palm), 1402 nucleotides long. RefSeq names its product N-(5'-phosphoribosyl)anthranilate isomerase 1, chloroplastic-like. Gene Ontology annotation, biological process: L-tryptophan biosynthetic process. The record is from RefSeq and is a predicted model, not a curated record. Lineage: Eukaryota; Viridiplantae; Streptophyta; Magnoliopsida; Arecales; Arecaceae. Gene Ontology annotation, molecular function: phosphoribosylanthranilate isomerase activity.
CUCGUGAUCGCACUCGUCCGGGUCCAAUCGCUUCCGAACCAGGGACUGCAUAUGAUGCGAUUAUGACUCGUCGUUGUUGGGUUGGAUUAGUCUCAAUCGGUGUUCCUUGAAGCUGAUCCGUGGUUUUGGGACCCAGACGGUAGUCUCAUUUUUGUCUACAUCCGGUUCGGGCUGUCUAAGUUCUCCGUACAGGUUCAGCGAAUCCCGCUAAAUCCUGCGUGGCGUCCCCCUUCAUCUCCCCUCGCGCCUUCAAGCGAUUGCGUGGAAAUCUCGGGGCCUAAAUGUCUCCUGCUACUUAAGACACACCAAAUGUUUGAUCGUAUGCGUCAAAGAAAACAGGAAUAUUAGAUUACGGUAAAAUAUUGCAGAAGAAUGACCGCGAUUAGGAUCACAAGCCUUCCUCCUCACCUCAAAUUUCGGCGUCACACGGAACAAUUGAACUCAUUGUCAGAAAGCCCUCCAUACGUGAAGACAAUUAGAGCUGCUUUUGUACCUCAUCCUGUGAAAUGCUCAUCAGCUGCAAAGAGCUGCAACAAAAAUCCUAUAGUUAAAAUGUGUGGUGUAACUUCUGCUAAAGAUGCAGAAAUGGCUGCUCAGGCUGGUGCAAACCUUAUUGGCAUGAUUCUUUGUCCGGGAUCAAAACGUUCUGUUUCAUUAUUGGUGGCUAAAGAAAUCUCAAAAGCUGCACGCGCUUGUGGGGCAGAGCCUGUUGGAGUUUUUGUAGAUGAUGAUGCAAACACAAUACUACGGACUUCUGAUGCAUGCAACCUUGAAUUUGUGCAACUCCAUGGUGAUGGUUCUCGUUCUGCACUCCCAAUGCUUUUGCAAGAGAAUCGGAUUAUAUAUGUUCUCCAUGCUGAUGAAAAUGGAAACAUACUCAAUCAUGUUCCUGAUAAAGAAUCUUCCAUGAUCGAUUGGCUUUUGGUGGAUAGCGCAAAGGGUGGCAGUGGUAAAGGAUUCAACUGGCAGAAAUUUCAAAUGCCAUCUAUAAGAAGCAAAUUCGGGUGGUUGCUUGCUGGAGGCCUCCAUGCUGACAAUGUUUGUGAAGCUGCUGCUAUGCUUCGACCAGAAGGGGUUGAUGUCAGCAGUGGCAUCUGUGCCUCGGAUGGAAUUCAGAAGGACCCGGUGAAGAUAUCUUCUUUUAUGAAUAAAGUGAGGUCGUUAAGUUAUUGAUCAGAAUCCGGCUGCGUGCUUUUAUAACUGCGUCUGAACACUGGUCAGCUUCUUGGCUGCAUAAACUGGCUCCAACCAUAAACUGCAUCUUAUCAAGGUGUAACUCUACAAGUUUUAGACUUUUUUUUUCAUGAAUAAGUUGAUGCUUUUAGCUUGUUAGGGUGUAAGCCUACAUAUUGCAUGCCGGUAUGAUUUAUUUCCUGAUUUAUAACUAUAUUUUGAAAGUUCA